Adineta steineri is the source of this 607-nucleotide messenger RNA. The record is from the annotation of a GenBank genome assembly. Lineage: Eukaryota; Metazoa; Rotifera; Eurotatoria; Adinetida; Adinetidae.
AAAUCUAAUUGGAAUGUUUGUUUCAACAUUACCAUAUCGUGUUGAACUUGAUCCACAUUGGUCAUUUAAUGAAGUAGUUAAACAUGUUCGAGAAAAGUGUUUAUCAAUUCUUGAACAUUCUCAUUAUCCAUUGCAACAUAUUCUUGGUGAUAAUCGAACAAGUCAAUCGAAUGUAUCAUUUCUUGAGACAAUGUUUGAUUUCAUCAGUAUGUCAAGAAAUGUGGAACAUUUAAGUUUGAAUGAUGCAAACUUAGAACAAAUAUCACUAGAACAGUCAGCUGAAGUGUCUAAGUUUGACUUCUCAUUAACAUUUGAAUACAAUCCAUUAUCAGAUAACAAGAGACUAUCAUGUAGCUUUGUUUGUUCAAGUGAUUUGUUUGAAAAAUCAACUAUUUCAAAAAUAGCUGAAAGAUUUCGUUAUACGUCUGAGCGACUGUUUCAGAUACAAUCAAGCAACAUUUCUGUGAUGACUGCUAGUUCAUCGAUUAACAAAGUGUGUCUUAUUCUUCCUGAAGAAGCUGAAGAAAUGGAAUUGGUAGUGUUUCAUCGAUUGGAGAAUAUUGUGAAUGAAGGUAUGAUUUGCGCAGUUUGCUUUAUUGUUUCAUGA